AUGGCCUAUGGUCAUCUAUUUUUAAUAAUUAUAACAUUAUAUUUAGUAAAUUGUAUUCAAGAAUCAAUAUUAAAGAGAAUUAGAAUUGAGGAGGUUUCAUAUCUCGGUGUUGAAAUACCAAGUAGGAGAAUAUAUUUAGAGAAACAUAGUGAGUUUAUAACAACUACAACUUUAGUAGCAAAGAAAUAUAGUCAUCUUCAAAAUGAUAUAAAAUGGCUUAUAUCACAUAGACACUAUGGUGUAUUAAAAGAGAUUCUUCUAUUACAUCAUCAAAAGAUUGAUACUGAUUCAUUGUUUACAUUGGAAUAUGUACAUUCAUUCUUUCAAUCCAUCGCAACUGUUGGUGAUAGUGUAGUAUACAAUCUAUUGUUUAAAACCUUUUACAAUCGAUUAAAAGACUAUCUGGUUGGUUUAAAACUUAAAAAGAGUCUUGAUAACGUUAUACCUACCUACCUCGGUACCAUCAUUCAAUCACAUGGUAACAUUGACAUUUGGAAAUCAAUGAUCGGUUUUGUUUCAGAUUGCUUCCCAACAAUGAAAACAAUUAAAAGUCGACUACCAUCUGUACUCUACCAUUUAAAGGAUGGUGACAUUAAACGUCUCAUUCACCAAUGUAUUGUCAAAGGUCGACUUGAAAUACUAGACGAUAUCAUCACGUCCCUUAAAGACCGGUCAGUCUUUUCUCCAAUGUCUAGUAGUAUCAACGGUCAAAUGCCAGUAGGUCUCUAUGACCAAUCAGACUCUGUCUUUUAUCCACCACCCAACCUAGAAUCGAGAAACAAGAUAAAGACUAUUUUAGAGUACCUCUAUGUCAAUCUACCAAACCAACUAUUUUACAAGAUAGUCGAUGAAUCACCACUUGUUGUCAUGUCCAAUAAUACAAACAUCCUCUUUUACUAUUUUGACAAGGAUCCAGUGUAUUAUGCAGAAUGUUAUUUCUUUUACAAUCAUCUUUAUCAAGACACCAACCUUGACGAGGUUAAAAUGCAACAUACCACUCUAUCCCUUCUCUUGACUCACUAUCAAGAUAAAUUAAAUAUUGAUAUUAAAUCAAUUGACAGUGUAAUUCAAGCCAAAGAAGAUGAAUUUAAUUAUUAUUUAUUUUGGUUGGUAGAGGCACACUACAAAUUUCUCAAAUUACACAAAUCAACUUUUAAAAUCAUAUCAGAUAGAAUUCAAUCUAGUCAACAACAAAUAAUUAGAUUUAUAAAUAAUCAUUUUGAUCAACUGGUAGAAGUAUUGGAUCAAUGGAUGAAACUAUUAGAUUAUAUAUUGGAGCGAUUCGGAUUUGAAAUGAUUUAUUGGUAUGGUGAUUUAAAAUUGGUAAAAGAAUCUUACAAUCUAAUCAAAAACAAGAUACGAGUUGAUCAAGACAAAGUAAAAUCAGACAACUUGUUGAUAAAACACAAAUUAUUGGAUCAAAGUGGUUUAUUUGAAUCAAUGGUCACUUGGAGAUGGGAUAUUGUAGAGUUUUUAGUAUUAGAGACUGAUAUUUCUUUUCGAUCAAGUCCACGUCUACUCCAAGAUGCUCUAUCAAAUGGGUACUUUUUAGUGGCUGAUCGACUACUUGAAACCAAUCCAUACCUACCACAAACAUUAAAUUCCUCUAUAGUAUCGGUCAAUAGUGUUGAAAUGGCAACCUACUUUCAAAAAACAAGACCUCAACUCUCACAAGACAACCAAAAGAAUAUUACAUUGACCAAAUACUUUCUUGACCGACACUUGGAAGAGCCUCAUUUCGAAUUUCCUAGUUUUAUCAAUGAUCUAUCAAAGAAUAGUCACUAUCUUCCAGUGAUCGAAUACAUCGACCAUUAUUUAAAACAAAAUUCAAAAUCUGGUGGUGGAGGUUUUUUAAAGAGUUUUAUAAUACCAAUUGACAGUGCCAUAAAAAGAUUGGAUAUCGAGUUGAUAAAAUGUGUGGUAGAUCUUGGUAUUCCUUUUGAAGUGACAGAAUUUACUCCAUGGCAAACAGUUGGCCAAUAUGGUUCUAUGGAUUGGGUUGAAACUCUUCUUUUAAAUAAUCAACCCAUGGUGCGGAUUGGAUCUUUUAAAUUGAUUAGCGUCCUCUUUUAA
Molecule: messenger RNA, 2073 nt
Organism: Cavenderia fasciculata
Lineage: Eukaryota; Evosea; Eumycetozoa; Acytosteliales; Cavenderiaceae
Exons: 2
Coding region: 1-2073 (690 amino acids)
Source: RefSeq, a predicted model, not a curated record